AUGGAUCGCCGCUCGGUGCUUGUCUUUCUCAACAUUUCCCCCUCGUACUUUAACGAGGAGCUGGCGUUCUUCACCGAGCAUGCUCGGGCUGAAGGUCGCACGCUAGUCCCCUACACCCACCCUGACUAUCCAGGCGAGUACGGUUACGUGUGCACAGGUGCCGACGACUCGCUGGUCGACUCGGCCAAGUUUUUGGUACGUCGCCACGACUACAUUCGUCUGUGGGUCUUCAGCGAGAGCGACUUUGUCCUGCCGCGCGAGAUCAACAACUCCAACAGCCUCGACAAUCUAGUCUCGUCCCACCGUGCCUUGUCGGGAUGA
This is a messenger RNA of Moesziomyces aphidis, 321 nucleotides long. The record is from the annotation of a GenBank genome assembly. NCBI's taxonomy places the organism in Eukaryota, Fungi, Basidiomycota, Ustilaginomycetes, Ustilaginales, Ustilaginaceae.